CUCCGCAGACCCCAGUGCCGCCCGCCCUCAGCGCAGCACCGCGAGUUCUGCACACCGCGAAAACAGCCACGGAGAAGGAAACCGACUCGUCCCAUUGGCUUCUGUAUUUAAUUUAUUUUUUGGCCGAGAAGCGAUCUGAAAACUGAGGGGGCCGCAAAACGCCCCGGUAGCUGUUCCUGCAAGACAGGCUCACAACACAAGGAAGAACGCCCCAUCCACACCUCACGACACCGGGCAGGCGCGGUGCUGCUGAAUUAUGAAGGCAUAUUGAAGUCCUAAUCAGCCAUGGAGGAAACAGAUAGGGAAGCGGUUGCGACAGCUGUUCAGAGGGUGGCGGGAAUGCUUCAGCGUCCUGAUCAGCUGGAUAAAGUGGAGCAGUAUCGCAGGAGGGAAGCUCGUAAGAAGGCUUCAGUGGAAGCUCGACUCAAGGCGGCAAUCCAGUCACAGCUAGAUGGAGUACGAACAGGUUUAAGUCAACUGCACAAUGCACUGAAUGAUGUCAAGGACAUUCAGCAGUCUCUGAUAGAUGUCAAUAAAGACUGGAGACAGAGCAUCAACACCAUUGAAAACCUCAAAGAUGUGAAGGAUGCUGUAGUGCAACACAGCCAGCUGGCAGCUGCUGUAGAAAAUCUCAAAAACAUCUUUUCAGUUCCGGAGAUAGUGAGGGAGACCCAAGACCUGAUUGAGCGAGGGGAACUUCUGCAAGCUCAUCGAAAACUGAUGGAUUUGGAGUGUUCUCGCGAUAACCUGAUGUAUGAGCAGUAUCGCAUGGACAGCAAAAACACACAUGACAUGAACCUCAUCCAUACGUACUUUGGGGAUAUGCAGAAACUUUCUGAGGAGCUGGCCAAGCAGCUGUGGAUGGUGGUUCAGAGAUCUCUCGUUACAGUCCGUCGAGAUCCGACCUUGCUUGUUUCUGUUGUUAGGAUAAUUGAAAGGGAGGAGAAAAUUGACAGACGCAUGUUAGACCGGAAAAAACAAACUGGGUUCAUACCUCCUGGCAGACCAAAGAAAUGGAAGGAGAAAAUGUUCAACAUUUUGGAAAGAACUGUCAGCAUACGAAUUGAAGGCACUCAAGCAGAUACUAGAGAAUCUGACAAAAUGUGGCUUGUGCGUCAUCUCGAAAUCAUACGUAAAUACGUCCUCGAUGACCUUCUAGUGGCUAAAACCCUGCUGGAUCAGUGCUUUCCCCCACAUUAUGACAUUUUCAAAAGAUUACUAAGCAUGUACCAUCAGGCUUUGUCCACCCGCAUGCAAGAGCUUGCUGCAGAGGAUCUGGAAGCAAACGAGAUUGUUAGCCUUCUAACUUGGGUUUUAAAUACUUACAAAAGUACAGAGAUGAUGGGGAAUUCAGAGCUAUCUCCUGAAGUGGAUGCAAAUUCUCUGAAUCUUCUGCUUUCGCAAAAUGUGGUGGAUCAGCUUCUUAGCAAGUACAUGUCAACGCUUACUUCUAACAUCAUUGGCUGGCUAAGAAAAGCAUUGGAGACAGAUAAAAAAGACUGGGUAAAAGAAACUGAGCCAGAAGCAGAUCAAGAUGGGUACUAUCAGACUACACUCCCAGCUAUUGUUUUUCAGAUGUUUGAGCAGAAUCUUCAGGUAGCUGCUCAGAUAAGUGAGGAUUUGAAAACAAAGGUACUCCUUCUUUGUCUUCAACAGAUGAAUUCGUUUCUAACCAGAUACAAAGAUGAAGCUCAGUUUUACAAAGAAGAACAUCUUAAAAAUCGCCAGUAUCCUCCGUGCUAUGUUCAAUACAUGAUUGCAGUCAUCAACAACUGUCAAACUUUUAAAGAAUCUAUUGUCAGUCUGAAAAGAAAAUACUUGAAAGUUGAAAUGGAGGAGACAUUAUCAAGCAGUCAUGCAAGCAUGGAUGCGAUUUUAGACAUCAUUGCCAAAGAAGGAUGCUCUAGCCUGCUAGAUGAAGUCUUCAUGGAUUUAGAGCCCCAUCUUAAUGAGCUGAUGACAAAGAAGUGGUUGUCGGGGUCUAAUGCUGUGGGAACAAUUUGUGUCACUGUAGAGGAUUAUUUUAAUGACUUUGCAAAAAUAAAAAAGCCUUAUAAAAAGACGAUGACUAUGGAGGCCCAUCGAAGGGUGGUUGUGGAAUACAUCAGGGCAAUCAUGUUGAAACGUAUAUCUUUCAAGAAUGCAGAAGAGAGAAAAGAGGGUGCAGAAAAAAUGAUCAAAGAAGCAGAGCAGUUCAGAUUUCUGUUUAAGAAGCUUGCAUCUGGAUCUGGAGAGGACACUGAAGGACUCUGUGAUAUCAUUGAAGCUAUCGCAGAAGUUAUCAAACUAACCGACCCUUCUCUGCUCUACCUGGAAGUUUCAACUUUAGUCAGUAAAUACCCAGAUAUCAGGGAUGACCACAUCGCAGCUUUGCUGACGGUGAGAGGAGAUGCCAGCAGAGAUAUGAAGCAGACUAUCAUUGAGACUUUGGAUCAAGGGCCAAGCCAGCCCAAUCCAAACUAUGUGCCAAUUUUUAAAGAGAUUACAGUUCCUACUCUAACUGUGCCAAAACUUCUUAAGUAACCGACAGCUCUGUUCAUGUGUCGUUACUGGUCUGAAGUCGACAGGUGUCAAUAGUUUGGCAAUGCUAUUUCAAGUAACGUUCAAUGCACACUAGAUAUGUUUCUUUCUGAAGAUUUGGGUGUGGGAUAUAAUCAGAUUUCUAAGGGUCCUGAUACUGUUUGGAGAACGAAGCUUCAAUUGCCCAGAGGGUUCUUUGCUGGCCCAUUUGUUUCAGCCAUUUUUUUACCGUCAGCAAAUACAUUUCAAGUCAUGAAAUACAUUUGCAAUGCUGUAUAAAGAUACUUACAUUGACAAUAACACAGCUGGGGUAGUGCUGGGUGUGUAUUGCUCUUCUAGAGCCAUCGUCCCAUGGCAGGGCCUUAGGUGUACAUUGACAUCCCCUCUCCACUCUCCCGUUGUAUUUGGUGUAUGUAAUUACUUUGGUGUAAAAUAGUUUAUUGCAGAAACGUUAAUUAUGGAGCCAGGGACUGAACCACACUGCUCCCAUGGGCGGGGACGGUAGAGGUACAAAAUGUCUUCUUUGUGGAUUCCUUAAAAAGAGCACACGAAACACCACUUGUUCAAUAAAACGCUAAAACCACG
Messenger RNA from Numida meleagris (helmeted guineafowl), 3105 nucleotides. RefSeq names its product exocyst complex component 3 (gene EXOC3). Bases 286 to 2523 code for a protein of 745 amino acids. Gene Ontology annotation, cellular component: exocyst. The record is from RefSeq and is a predicted model, not a curated record. The transcript is spliced from 13 exons. Gene Ontology annotation, molecular function: SNARE binding. Lineage: Eukaryota; Metazoa; Chordata; Aves; Galliformes; Numididae. Gene Ontology annotation, biological process: exocytosis; exocyst localization.